Molecule: messenger RNA, 1627 nt
Organism: Dreissena polymorpha
Lineage: Eukaryota; Metazoa; Mollusca; Bivalvia; Myida; Dreissenidae
Product: tyrosine-protein phosphatase non-receptor type 9-like
Exons: 4
Coding region: 103-441 (112 amino acids)
Biological process (GO): protein dephosphorylation
Molecular function (GO): protein tyrosine phosphatase activity
Source: RefSeq, a predicted model, not a curated record
CUCAAUAUAUUAUAGGCAUUGAAUGUUGCAAGUGAAUCAAUUUCGUAUUCAACCGACUCAGCUUUGAAGUCUGCCAAUACAUCGAAAAACAGAUACAAGAACAUGUAUCCUUACGACAAAAAUCGUGUACAGCUGCCUGUAGUCGGAAAAAAAGCAUAUUGCCUGUACAUUAACCGUCUUAUUCGGAGGCCACUUGCUUCCACAAGAGCUGAUUUUUGGAGUAUGAUUUGGGAGCAAAAUGUUGGGGUCGUAGCCAUGGUUACAAACCUAGUUGAGGAGUCAAUGAGAAAGUGCUUCCAAUACUGGCCAAUAAGCUCUGAAAAUGACUGUCAGUAUAGUGAUUACACAAUACGGCUUCUUUCGGAAGAAACUUACGCUAACUUUGUUGUUCGCACGUUGCACUGCACCAAGGUGGAUGAUAAGAGGGUUAACAACAUAUAAUUGUCAGGUUUGUAAUUUUCAAUAUAUUCAAGCUCCGCAUAGCUUAUUUUCCAGAUUACUAAAAUAAAAGACAAGGGAAUGGUGAGACGAGUUUAUUUCCUGAUAAAAUGCUUUCUCGCUAGAUAUGUGAAAUACGUUUAAAAAAAGUUAACUUAAAAAAAAUAUGUCCAACCGUUAACUCACAGUCGGUCGAUAAUCAAGCAAUAUUUCCAGUCCGUUUGUCAACCCGAAUGAAUGAUCGACAGACUUUCAAACAAUAUUUGUUAGUUUUUGCCCCUUAAUCGAUAGCUCGCGUCCUAUUUCUUUAAAACAACGUGAUGAAUAGUGCAUGCAUAUGCAACCACAAUUGAACUUUUUUGAAAGGUUGUCCAAUUGCCCAAAGUAGGAUCAAGGGAUGCUUUGGACUAUAGCUAUUUUUGACAUUUUUGCGGCCCACAAAGACAGGUCUAUGAUAAAUUGUAGUAAAUGACCUUGUUAUAAUUCCAAUAUCAGAGGGUGGGUUUUUUUCAUGGCUCUUUUUCAUUUUUUUCUCAUUAAACAUGAUUUUAUAUAUUUAUUUGAAUAUAUUGGGCUCCUAAAAAAACCUAUCCAGGGUACGUUACUUCCACCUGUGUAUUUUUUUGUUGGGGGGGGGUGGGAAAUAACGCAAUAAGUAUGUCAUUUUAUGACACCAUCAAUCAGCUGAUUCAUUAUACGGAUGGCGAAAAAUCAUGUCAUAUGACUAGAUUUAAAGGUUGAAGGUCGUAUAAUUUUGAAGCUUACGUUUUCUUGACGUUAUUUCUUAUGAAAAAUCAUUCAGUGGUAAAGUAAAAAGUAGUCCGUGCACGCGACAGGUAUAUCCCACAAGGUUGCAUACAGGCUAGUAUACUCCAUACGGUGUUAUACCGUAAAUGUCGCAUUGAAAAUGGGAUAAAACAGUAUACUUACAUGGUUUUUUAUGAAAUGUUCAACGGGAUUUUAUUUUUUACAUGUGGAACCCUACUUGCCGGGCAGUAGUGAAAGCUGCUUGAUUGGACCAUUCACAGCCAAAUCUAAGUCUGACACACAGAAACACGUUUAUAAAGAAUCUGUUGUACAAUUUAAAUAUAUUGAAGAGGUAUAAUCAAAUGCAUUAUAUUAUGUGUAUUAAAUAUACAUUACAUAUAUAGACGCAUAUUAGAACUAAGGGUAACACAUACUAAUGGUG